Molecule: messenger RNA, 624 nt
Organism: Carlito syrichta (Philippine tarsier)
Lineage: Eukaryota; Metazoa; Chordata; Mammalia; Primates; Tarsiidae
Product: ATP synthase subunit O, mitochondrial-like
Exons: 1
Coding region: 1-624 (207 amino acids)
Biological process (GO): proton motive force-driven mitochondrial ATP synthesis
Cellular component (GO): membrane
Molecular function (GO): proton-transporting ATP synthase activity, rotational mechanism
Source: RefSeq, a predicted model, not a curated record
AUGGCAGGCCCAGCAAUGUCUGGGCUCUUCAGUACGUCCGUGGUCAGGCUAUUUGCCAAGCUUGUGAGGCCGGCUGUUCAGGUAUGUGGUAUUGAAGGCCACUGUACCACUGCUCUUUGUUCUGUUGCGUCGAGACAGAAUAAGCUGAAGCAAGUAGAAAAGAAGUUGUCGAGAGCAGCACAACUCCUGAAGGAACCCAAGGUGACUGCUUCUAUUUUGAAUCCCUAUGUUAAGUGUUCCAUUAGAGUGAAAAGCCUAAGUGAUAUCACAGCAAAACAGAGGUUCUCUCCCCUCACAUCCAACCUGAUCAAUUUGCUUGCUGAAAGUGGCUACUUAGGCAAUACCCAAGGAGUCAUUUCUGCUUUUCCUACCAUGAUGAGUGUCCGCUACGGAGAGGUGCCUUGCACAGUGAUCACUGCAUCUCCUUUAGAAGAAGCCACUCUCACUGAAUUAAAAACAGUCCUGAAGAGCUUCAUAAGUCAAGGCCAAAUAUUGAAAUUGGAGGUUAAGACUGAUCCAUCAAUUAUGGGUGGAAUGAUUGUUCAUCUUGGAGAGAAAUAUGUUGACAUGUCCGCAAAAAUCAAGAUUCAGAAGCUGACCAGGACUAUGUGGGAGAUUAUCUAA